AUUCUCAUAUUUGUUCUCCGAUCUUACUCCUCUGAAACUCUGGUGUCUCCGUAGAACAAGUCCAGAAUUCUCUUCACAAACGGCGAAGGGCUAUGCAUCGCGACGCACACAGAGCGACUUCACGGCUGUUCGUUCUUCUCCUCGUCGCUCUCUUCUUUCUCAAUGCAACUGCGCGCCCUUUCGUUCUCCUUCUCAGUAAAGACGACCUCAAAGAGAAUCCUCCCUCUUCCGCCGACGACGACGAGUCUUCUAACGGUGAAUUACCCGAGUGGGAGGAGUUCGCCGAUUCCGACACUAAAUCCGAAGACGAGCUCGAUCCUGGUUCAUGGCGUCCAAUCUUCGAGCCCGACUCCAUGUCCGGUACCUCACCGGAGAGCGAGGACGAAGCUCUGUAUUACUCUGGCAUCCGCAAGAUGGUCGCCUCUGUAAGCUCUGGUGAACCGAGAUUGAUGGAGGAAGCAAAUUCUGAGAUCGAGGCCUCUGCGGUUGGUGGAUUUCCUCAUGCGCAGUCCGCUUUGGGGUUUCUCUAUGGGACGGGUCAAUUGAGAGAACAGAACGGAGCCAAGGCUUUUCUGUAUCAACACUUCGCCGCAGAUGGUGGUAACAUGCAGUCUAAGAUGGCCCUCGCAUACACAUACUUGAGACAGGAUAUGUAUGAUAAGGCUGUGAAGCUUUACGCAGAAUUAGCGGAAGCGGCGGUUUCGAGUUUCUUGAUUUCCAAGGACUCGCCUGUGAUUGAACAAGUUAGAUUACAUAAUGGCGCUGAGGAAAACAAGGAGGCAUUGCGGAAGUCACGAGGUGAAGAAGAUGAGGACUUCCAGAUCACAGAGUAUCAGGCGCUAAAGGGGAAUGCUGGGGCCAUGUACAAAAUUGGGAUGAUCUACUACUUCGGAUUGAGAGGUGUGAGGCGUGAUCAUUCCAAGGCAUUAUCGUGGUUUUUGAAGUCUGUGGAGAAGGGGGAGCCCAGGUCCAUGGAGCUUCUAGGAGAAAUAUAUGCCAGGGGAGCUGGAGUUGAGAGGAACUACACCAAGGCGCUCGAGUGGCUCACACUGGCAUCCAAACAACAGCACUUCUCCGCUUAUAAUGGGAUGGGAUACUUGUAUGUUAAAGGCUAUGGGGUGGAACAGAAGAACUACACGAAAGCAAAAGAGUACUUUGAGAAGGCCGCAGAUAAUAAGGAGCCUGGUGGUCAUUAUAACCUGGGGGUGUUGUAUCUAAAAGGAAUUGGUGUUAAAAGAGACGUUAGGUUAGCAUGCAAUCUUUUCAUCACUGCAGCCAAUGCUGGGCAGCCAAAGGCAUUUUACCAAUUGGCAAAAAUGUUCCACACAGGUGUUGGUCUUAAGAAGAAUCUUCCUAUGGCUACUGGCUUGUACAAGUUUGUUGCAGAGAGGGGACCUUGGAAUUCAUUGUCAAGAUGGGCUUUGGAGUCAUACUUGAAGGGUGAAGUGGGCAAAGCAUUCCUUUUGUACUCAAGAAUGGCUGAGCUAGGAUAUGAAGUGGCACAGAGUAAUGCCGCAUGGAUUCUCGACAGAUUUGGUGAACGUAGUAUGUGCAUGGGAGAGGCUGGGUUUUGCACGGAUGCAGAAAGGCAUCAACGUGCACAUUCUCUGUGGUGGCAGGCUUCAGAACAGGGUAAUGAACAUGCUGCUCUGCUGAUUGGGGAUGCAUAUUACUAUGGUCGGGGUACUGAGAGAGAUUAUGAUCGUGCAGCAGAGGCUUACAUGCAUGCUAAAUCACAAUCCAAUGCACAAGCCAUGUUCAACCUCGCCUACAUGCAUGAACAUGGACAAGGUCUUCCUCUUGAUCUUCAUCUUGCCAAGCGAUAUUAUGAUCAGGCCCUAGAGAGUGAUCCAGUGGCAAAAUUGCCUGUCACACUGGCCCUCAUGAGCUUGUGGAUAAGGAAAAACUACGCCAACAGCUUCCUGGUCAGAUUGAUUGAUUCAUUGCCUGAAGCCUAUCCAAAAGUUGGAGCCUGGAUUGAGAAGGUGAUCAUGGAUGAAGGCAAUGCAACAAUCCUUACUCUCUUUGUCUGCCUUUUGACAGUUCUCUACCUUCGUGAGCGGCAAAGAAGGCAUGCAGCAGCUGCCCCUGGGGAGAUGCCCCUCCCACUCCAACCCAAUGAGCAUGAUGCACUUGUUCCCAAUUAGUUGUGAUAGUGGUGGUUCUCCUUACUGAUGAAGAUAGUCACUGUGAUCCGCCUGUGCAAAAGAUCUCUGAAGU
Telopea speciosissima is the source of this 2220-nucleotide messenger RNA. Its product is annotated as ERAD-associated E3 ubiquitin-protein ligase component HRD3A-like. The record is from RefSeq and is a predicted model, not a curated record. The coding region runs from base 93 to 2147 and encodes 684 amino acids. Lineage: Eukaryota; Viridiplantae; Streptophyta; Magnoliopsida; Proteales; Proteaceae. Gene Ontology annotation, molecular function: protein binding. The transcript has 6 exons.